Molecule: messenger RNA, 1239 nt
Organism: Mucor velutinosus
Lineage: Eukaryota; Fungi; Mucoromycota; Mucoromycetes; Mucorales; Mucoraceae
Exons: 2
Coding region: 1-1239 (412 amino acids)
Biological process (GO): positive regulation of ribosomal protein gene transcription by RNA polymerase II
Molecular function (GO): RNA polymerase II cis-regulatory region sequence-specific DNA binding; DNA-binding transcription factor activity, RNA polymerase II-specific
Source: RefSeq, a predicted model, not a curated record
AUGGCCGAUUUACUUGGGGCUCCUUCGCAGCAGAUUCAACGAAUGGGUGGUUGGAACACUGAUACUAUGUCAAACUCCUAUCUUGAUUCUCUUCCUCGCCAAUUCAUGCGCGUUAUGACCGGCUUUGAAAGCGAUGCUAGCUAUUACUUGCCUAGGGCUAUAGAGGAGCCAUGUGACAGAUUGAAGCAGUUGGUGUUUCCCUGGGUUGACUAUUGGUAUGAUCGACAUUCAAGCGGGACAGUUCAUGAAACUUCUGGUUCAGCCGACAAGUUUCUGCUUUUGAUUAAAUGCUUCAAGACGACUUUCUUACAAAACGCAGCUGUGAUGAUGGACGUAAUACCUGAACACCCUAUUUGGAGGCACGAAAUUUUCGGAAACCCACUCUUUCUAGAAUUUCAAAGAAAAGCAAAAGCUCACGUUGAAGAAAAUGAAGUGCCCCAUUCAUUAAUUAUUGAAAGAUUUGCGCCUGAAGUACAAGAGCAGCUUUCCAGCAUCAACCGAAGUAUAGCAAAUACAAUGCGAGAAUUGAAUGAACGUCAAAAGAAGUCGGAUAAAAUCCAGCAGCAAAUGCAAAAAGUGUUUGACAAUAUAGUCACCGGAAAGCAGCAACUGCAACUGUCUUUUAGAAUGGACCAAGGGAACCAAGCAGUAGCGACAACAGGCGCUGUCGCAAAUACCUCUGCCUUGCCAAGAUCAGAAGAUGUAUCGCAAUCAAAACAAUUUUCGGAAGAAGCCCAACAAAGCCCACCACCACCAGAUUACAACAACACCGCAGUUGCAACUAUUUCACUUCCAUACAAUCAAGAAGGUGUACCGUUAUACAAAAUGAGUCGACAAGUGACAACUGUGUGUAAUAUUUGGGAUGAGUGGACAAUAGGUCGAGAUGGAUUCUGGUCUGUUCAAGAAUUAGAAGACAAGUGGGGCGCUAAAUGGAGAAAAGACGACAGAAAAUGUUUCAAUAUCCAUAAAAAAAUCAUUGAUUCCGUUGAAGACCUUCAGCUGGAUCUUGGCCUCUCCCCCGCUUCUGCUGUAGGCGCCUUACAAAAGGUGCUCAACACUCGCCACUGGUCUUUGGAUCGCUUGGGCACCGAGCUCCAAAAAGGCGCUUUUUUUUCCUUGCGAAGAAACGAAAAGAAGAAAAUUACAACACUUCUAGUUGAGCCUCUUUUACCAUCAAUGGUUGCAUUUUCAUUAAUAAAUAUCUUUUUUUUUCCUGUGGAUUUUGUAAAAAUCGCUUAA